Messenger RNA from Tremella mesenterica DSM 1558, 588 nucleotides. RefSeq lists its product as uncharacterized. The record is from RefSeq and is a predicted model, not a curated record. The transcript is spliced from 6 exons. The coding region runs from base 1 to 588 and encodes 195 amino acids. Lineage: Eukaryota; Fungi; Basidiomycota; Tremellomycetes; Tremellales; Tremellaceae.
AUGGCCCUGGACGCCAACGGGAUCUAUCAGAGCGAGCUCUUGAGGAGGAGGAGACUGUUGAUCCUGAUGGUGACUGCCAGGACCCCAGCGCAUCGUUUCUCACGCCGAUCGAUCUCUGGCAGAGUGAUGAGGAUAGGGGGUAAACCAGCGGUAUGGGAAGAGGGGGACGAAGGGGAGGCCUCAUGCGACUUGGUGGAAGAAUCCGAAUCGGAAUCUGACAUCUUCGAACAAGAUGGAAGCACGGAAAGACCUUGGGGGCCGAGAGCGUUCAAGUCCGUAACUCAGAUAUGUCUAGGUGGUGCAUUCUCGACAAGCGGAGUGUUCUCGAACGUCCGGCCGAGAAUCAAGAACAGAAACUCGUUCGCAUGGAUCGGGGAUAAGGGGGGAAUGCCCGUCGGACAUGGUGCUUCUGGAAGAUGCUUCGCAGCUUUUCGUGUAGACCGAGCGGGUCACGAAGGGAGGAAGAAGGGAGCGUGGUGUGUGGUAGGGAGCGAGUCGUUGAGUUUGGCGAGGCCCUUUAGCGGUAGGAGUUAUCUGCGAGUUUCGGAGCCUCCGGCUUGGGAUGCAGGCAGAGAAGCUCAAGUCUGA